CUAGUUCAAUCAUCAGUCACUCAGUUUUCACUGAAACCGCAACAUCGAAGCCUGAGCUACUUUUGCCAUAUCCAAAACCAACACAUCUCACCAUGAACUUUUACAAUAUCUUCGUCUUUGUCGCCCUUAUUCUGGCCAUCAGCCUGGGACAAUCGGAGGCUGGCUGGCUAAAGAAAAUUGGAAAGAAAGUCGAGCGCGUUGGUCAGCACACUCGGGACGCCACAAUCCAGGGUCUGGGAGUCGCUCAACAGGCCGCCAAUGUGGCAGCAACUGCUAAAGGUUGAUAAAGAAUCCCUUAUAGUUAUAAACUACGAUGUCAUAUUUAUUCAAUUCAUUUAAGUAAAUAAAAAAUAACAACAGCCAAAA
Drosophila ficusphila is the source of this 366-nucleotide messenger RNA. Its product is annotated as cecropin-A1. The coding region runs from base 93 to 284 and encodes 63 amino acids. Gene Ontology annotation, biological process: defense response to Gram-positive bacterium; antibacterial humoral response; defense response to Gram-negative bacterium. NCBI's taxonomy places the organism in Eukaryota, Metazoa, Arthropoda, Insecta, Diptera, Drosophilidae. The transcript is spliced from 2 exons. Gene Ontology annotation, cellular component: extracellular region. The record is from RefSeq and is a predicted model, not a curated record.